Messenger RNA from Pyricularia pennisetigena, 573 nucleotides. RefSeq lists its product as uncharacterized. The record is from RefSeq and is a predicted model, not a curated record. NCBI's taxonomy places the organism in Eukaryota, Fungi, Ascomycota, Sordariomycetes, Magnaporthales, Pyriculariaceae. The transcript has 2 exons. Bases 1 to 573 code for a protein of 190 amino acids.
AUGGCCUCUUUCAAGAACCUCCUAGUGCUCCUGACUGCCGCCACUCCGGCCAUUGCUGGUUUGGGCAAGAUUGGCACUACCGCCAACCUCAAGGGUAACCCCCUCGGCGCGGGCAAGGACCUCUGCGAGAACAUUGGCUACACUGGCCCUGUCGGUGAUGUCUACAAGCGUCCCCUGCUCGAGGACUGCAAGAAGCUUCUCAGCGACGCCGAGAACAUGCACGACAACGAGGUCUUUCGCGUAGAGGGUGUCUGCGAGAACAACAAGAAGGACUGGGAGCUCCACUGGAGCUUCCAGACUUGCGGUCUCUUCCUCCGUCCUGACACCACUGUCGUGUACGAGGACAAGAACCGCAUCUACUGGAUGGGCAAGCAAGACGUGGUCGAGCUCCUUCGCAUGGUCACCACCGGCAACAACAUCCGCGAGGGUCGUGUUCAAGCCCAGGGCGAUGCCUUCAACUGCCUCGUCACGGAUCUCGAGGAGUACCCCGUCGCCAAGCAGUACAUGGAGUUCCUCAUCGACAACCCUGCCAACUUCGAGUUUCCAUUCCGCACUCCUUGCCAAGACAUCUAG